AGGAGAUGUUUCACUUUGGAUUGAAUCUAAGUUUAGAAUCAGUUUAUUGUCAAAGGGAGGCUAGGCCAAGUGACAAGAAAAUACCUCUGCUAUGAAUUGCUUUGGAAAUCACUUCUCUGAAUUUCCUGAGGAUGUUUCCUCACGCAACAUGCACUCCCCUCUGCUGCUUUCACUCAUGCCAUCUGAAGAUGAACAUUUUAUUUCCAACUUGAGGACCCACGCAUCAGCCCAGGCUGUGGUGAAACAGCCUGUCCGGGGAAGCAGUGGCCGGACCACAAUCACAACCAUUGUGCAGACUGGUGGAAACUGGAGCACCGGCCUCUUCAGUGUCUGCAGAGAUAGGAGGAUUUGUUUCUGUGGUCUGUUUUGUCCAAUAUGUCUUGAGUGUGACAUUGCUAGUCAUUAUGGAGAGUGUCUCUGUUGGCCAUUGUUACCUGGGUCCACCUUUGCACUGAGAAUUGGCACCAGAGAGAGACAUAAAAUACAGGGCACCCUAUGUGAAGACUGGCUGGCUGUGCACUGCUGUUGGCCUCUUUCCAUCUGCCAGAUGGCCCGGGAACUCAAGAUGAGGACCUCCCAACUCUACGAGAUAUAUUCAUCCCCUUCGACUAAUGAUACCUUUAUUUAAUAGAGCAAGAUAAUUCUUCCUCAAUCCCCAAAACCCUCCUCUUAAACCCAUCUUACUAGAUUGUUCUUGAGUUUUCACUGAAAUAUUAUAAAAAUAAAUGAUAUCACC
Molecule: messenger RNA, 736 nt
Organism: Talpa occidentalis (Iberian mole)
Lineage: Eukaryota; Metazoa; Chordata; Mammalia; Eulipotyphla; Talpidae
Gene: PLAC8L1
Product: PLAC8 like 1
Exons: 4
Coding region: 92-628 (178 amino acids)
Source: RefSeq, a predicted model, not a curated record